Messenger RNA from Micromonas pusilla CCMP1545, 813 nucleotides. RefSeq lists its product as uncharacterized. The coding region runs from base 1 to 813 and encodes 270 amino acids. The record is from RefSeq and is a predicted model, not a curated record. Lineage: Eukaryota; Viridiplantae; Chlorophyta; Mamiellophyceae; Mamiellales; Mamiellaceae. The transcript has a single exon.
AUGGCGCCGCCCACGAUGCGCCGCCCUCGCGCGCGCGAGGGCGAGGUCUCCCCCGCGGGAAAGCUCCUCCUCGUCUUCGUCGUCGCCGCGACGAUCGUCUACGUCGCCUUCGGCGGCGGCGGCUCGCGCGAACCGAUCGAUCGCGCGACCGCGACCGCGGCCGCGGCCGCGACGGCGCGCGGGGAAGCGCGCCUCGCGGACGCGUCGCUCGCGAAAAACUUGGGGACGCGCGAGACGCAGCUCGAGCUUCGAUGGGGCGUCGACCGCGACAUCGCGACGCGGAUAUGCGCGAAGAACCGAGCGUUCGCGGAGCCGUCGGGGUACUGGGUCAGCGGCACGACGUUCCUGGACGACGAGGCGACGACGUUCCAGCACGCGGUGACGUUCCACGACUCCGCGACGGGGCUGCCGCUGUUCGUCGCGCCGCGGGUGCGUCGCGUUCGAUCGAUCCUCGCAUCUUUUGGUUUUCGGAAAAACUUCGGUUUUCCUCGCCGUCCGCGGUGCCCACUUUUCCCGCCGCCGCGUCCCGUCCCCGUCCGUCCCCGCCGACGCGAUCUCCAUCCCCAUCCCCAUCCCCAUCCCCAUCCCCGCGAUCGUCCCCAGGGCCGCACGUGGCGCGAGUUCGAGGCCGAGUCCCGAGCGCACGGGUGGCCGUCGUUCCGCGACGAGGAGGUGGUGUGGGAAAACGUCCGCGUCCUCGGCCGCGAAAACAACGCGGAGGUCAUCUCCGCCGACGGCGUCACGCACUUGGUGCGUUCUGGUUCACACUGGUCCCCAUACGACCGCGUCGGCGUGGUGAACGCAUAUCCUUAA